Bufo bufo (common toad) is the source of this 1948-nucleotide messenger RNA. RefSeq names its product kelch-like protein 9. Lineage: Eukaryota; Metazoa; Chordata; Amphibia; Anura; Bufonidae. The transcript has 4 exons. The record is from RefSeq and is a predicted model, not a curated record. The coding region runs from base 90 to 1922 and encodes 610 amino acids. Gene Ontology annotation, molecular function: protein binding.
CGCUAAGCACACAAUGUGAAAUCUUUCUGCCGAGGAACCUGGUGGCAGCAGCUACCUGCUAUGUGCCGGACAGAUACCUUAUAGCCAGUAUGCAUAACGGAUCCGUCAACAGCACCUUCACCUCAGACAACUACCCCGAGAAACUGCUGGAGAGGAUACGGCAAUUCCGUACCCAGCAGGACCUGUGCGAUGUGACGCUGGAGGCCGAAGGGGUGCUCUUCCCGGCCCACAAGCUUCUAUUAGCCUCGGCCAGCUCUUACUGUAAGCUGCUGUUUACUGAUCCUAAAGUCGGCAACUCCGUAAGGCUGAAGGAUGUCAGUGCCAAGGGCCUUCAGAACGUCCUGGACUUCAUCUACUCCAACAAACUCCACCUGUCUUGGGACAGCGUUGAAGACACCUUGCGGGCGGCAGAGGUCCUGCUUGUCCGGGAGGCGGUCAAGCUCUGCUUCCGUUUUUUAGAAGACGGGCUGAACCAAGAAACUUGUUUGGAUGUGCUGAAGAUGACCAAGAGGCACGGGCCGGAGGAGCUGAAGGAGAAGGCUGGAGGCUAUGUUGGCCACCACUAUCAACAAGUCCCUGGCCAUUUCGGAGACCUGAAUCUUGUAGACAAAGGGACGCUGUGCGAAGUCCUGGAGAGGGAAGACGUUCCGGGCUGCAGCGAGCUGGAUCUGUUCCGAGUCGCGUUGUCCUGGUUGCAGCACGACACCGCCAGGCUGAGGGAAGCUGCAGAUGUUCUCAAGAGGAUCCGCUUCUCGCUAAUUCCUCUAGAAGACCUUCAGAGAUGCGUGAAGGAGACGCCCGUCAUGAAAACCGACUCCAGCUGCUUUCGAUACCUGCAGGAGGCCCUGAAGUACCACUCGCAGGUUUACGCUCAGCCCACGCUGCACUGUGAUGGCGCCACCAUAAGGUCCAGUUCUGACAAGCUCCUGGUUUUGGGUGGAAGGACGAAUGACAACCAGGUCCUGGGCAGUAUUUGGGUGCAAAAUGACGACGGCAGCACGUGGUCUGAGCUUGGAGAGAUGUGCUCCCCGGUCUAUAAUCACUGCGUGGUGGUCAUCAAUGACUUCCUGUACGUCCUCGGAGGGCAAACCAGGUUCGACCCGUCGGGAAAACAUCCAUCGAAUGAGGUAUUCCGGUUUGACCCGCGCUCCGGCUCAUGGCUACAAGUUGCCAGCAUGUUAGAGAGAAGAACGCGUUUCCACACGGAAGUGAUUGGUGAACGUAUAAUCGCGGUCGGCGGAGGGUCCCUGUUGGGUCACCUCUCCCAGAGUGUGGAGGAGUAUCACCCUGCUGAAAACAAGUGGGAGUAUAGCGCCCCCUUUCCUGUCCCGGUGGCAGAUCACGCCGGAACGACCCAUAAGGGCAUUGUGUACAUUUCCGGGGGGUAUUCCACGAGUAAGACCCUUAAUGACGUGUACAGCUAUUUGCCAAGAUUGAAGCGCUGGGUGGUAAAUCGCGCCAUGAUGUCUUCCCGCUGUGAUCACGGAAUGGCCGCUGUCGGAGACAAAAUAUUCUGCGUAGGCGGGCGCACUUUGAACGCGGCGAAGGAAUGGAUCCAUGUGAAUGAGACGGAGUAUUACUGUCCAGCCAGCGACCAGUGGAGCGCCCUCAAGCUCUCGCCCUUCGACUGCUGCCAGUUCAGUAUAACCACCCACAAUUCCAAGCUUUUCAUCACCGGAGGGGGCUCCUUAAGGCGUAUGAAUAAAGAAGAUGGCGUCUUCGUGUAUGACCCCAAGGCCAAAGCCUGGAAGAAGGCGGGCUCCUUGCCGCGACCGCUGGUGGACCACGCUUCAUGCGCCAUUAAACUGCCUCACGGGAUGAUAGAGAAUCGGGAGAAGGAAGAGGAAAGCUCGGCCGUCCCGAACAAGAAGCGAUCGACUCUGAACCUGUUCAUCACCGGAAAACACGAGAGGGAAUUGUAACCAGCGAGGGCGAGUCCAUUGUCCUA